AGAUGUUGAAUCGCUCUGGUUUCUUCUUCCUUCGCCAUCUUCUCACGCUCUUCUUUCACAUACUCAGCUUUGCAAGUCUGCUUUUUCUUUUUUUCUUCUUCUUCCCUCCCCACUCCCUUUUCUUUUUCAAUUAUAUUGGAAAUUGCUUUAUUUCUUUAUUUCUUCUUCCGCACAGCAGCAAGAAGCUGCACACAUAUAUAUCCUCUUUCAGUUGUGUUUUCUAUUUUAGCUGACAGCGACAACACCCGCAGCAAAACACAAAGAGCCACGUCUGCUCUCCUUUGGCACAGGCUUUCUCUGCGAAACGCAAUCGUGUGGCUGGCAAAAGCAAAAAGGAAAAGAAAAGAAAAAUAGAAGCACCGAAAGACAUCGCCACGGCGUCUCUUUCUGUCCUUCUUCUUCACCGCGUGUCUAAUAGCUCACAAACAUCUUGGAAAACAUUGACGUAAGUACUAUUCUUCAUCCUAUCACCUAUUAAAUUCCCUAUAGAGAAUACGGUUGCUUCUCUUUCAUAUUUCUUUGACUUUUUUCUUCUCCCCCCUUCGGCUCGCCCUGGGUUUGUUUCGACGUCGCGUCGCAUCUCUUUCGCCCAACUCACGUGUCAAGCGAAGUGUUAAAAGACGGAGAUAAAACUGUAGUUCCUAUAACCUGAACUAUCUUUGGUUUCUCGUUCUCCCUUGCUGCUUCCCGUGCUCCUUUCUUUGGUUUUUUUCUUCCCUUCUCUUUUCACACGGGUACCUAAUUCGCUGUUUUUCUUUUUCUUCCUCCUCUCCUCUCAUCAGCCGGUCUUUCUUCAGGUGUGUCCCUUCUAUACAACCCCGUUGGGUCUGCUUUCGACCAACCACGCACCCCAAGGCAACAGCUUGACGUCACCCUCUACACACUCCCGCCAAGAUCCCGUUUGCUAUUUAUUUUCUUGAUCUUUCUUUCCUCACUAUUUUUUAUUUUUUAUUUUUUACAUUUAGGAAAAGUUUUUUUCUAUAUUCCCCCUGCCCAGUCGAGGAAUAAGGGGACACGCCAAGGGAAUACACUCUCCAAAGGAAUCGUGACUCAUCACCGCUGCCGCUGCCGCCCUCCACGUGCAUCAGCGUGCAUUGAAAGCAGCUCCUUUUUUUUUGGUUGUUUUCAGAGAGCCUCUUCCCUCAUUUGUGCAGAACAACUUUGCCAUUUUUUUGAUUCUUUUUUAAGUUACACAAUCAUCAGCGCCUUCUUCCUGUUCUUCUUCUUUCUUUUUUCCUCGUGUUUCUUUUUGCUAAACUAGUGAUAAUCGUGUCGCCAACAGUGUUGCUCCUCUUCUCUCUUACACACCCUCUCUCUCCCUCCCUCUCGAGUCGUCUGCAAGGACUUUUCUCAUCCACCAUGCCAUCUAACCAACCGCAGCACCGCAACUGGAGCGCGUCCACCUCGGGCGAGGUCGGCUCCCGCCAGAGCCCCGUCUCCGCCUCCGAGGGCCGGCGCAGCCCCAACGGGCGUCGCUCCUACCAGGAGCGUAUCACCACCGUCCGCUUCAUCCAGCCCUCCACCGGCGAUUUGAUGUGCACGAAACUGAACCGGGUGCAGCGCACGAAAGCGAAGCCGGAUCACGACGCGCAGCUGUGCGAGAGCUUUCUGAAGGGCCACUGCGAGGCAGGCAACGGCUGUCAGUUCGUCCACGUGCCGAAGCAGUACUUGUGGCAUCAGCUGGACCCGCAGGUGGACCCCGACUCGUACUUCUACUUCCCAGGCUUCAACAUCCGCUGCUACACGCCAGACAUGGACAUCUACUACGACAUCCCCAGCGAGUACAUCUACCAAACCCGCGGCAGCGACCGCUACGUGGAGCUCUUCAACGACAACGGCGACAACUUCAAGGACAAGUGCCGCCUCUGUCCGAGCCUGCAGGCGCAGGGUAAGUGCGACAAGAACGAGACGUGCGACGAUAUCCACUGCGCCGUGCGGGACCUCUCACAGUUCCCGCACAUCGCCACCCACCGCGCCACCGCCGCGGCCCUGACAGACUACGAGCGCAUGCCGGGCGAUUUGGUGGUACGCGUGUAUCAGCCGAACACGCCCGGGGACGGGGUGGACUUCAUGGGCAGCGAUGUCCUGCGCACGGCCGGCGCGACGCAGUACGAGGAGGCCUCCCGUCAGGCCGGCGGCGUGCCCUCGCUGAAGAUGCAGCACUGCGCGCACUUCCAAACGAAGAAGCUGUGCCGUAUGGGCGACGGCUGUCGCUUCCUGCACGUCGUCUCCGUCGCGCUGGCCAGCCCGGCACCGGAGGACGACGGCACAACGCACACAACGCCGAGCCCGACGGCCGGGCGCGAGAUGGGGGCCGAGGAGUGCGCGAUGAACAAAGCGCGCGAGAUGGCCGCCCUGGCCAUGGCGAACGACGGCGCCUUCAUCGGCAGCCCCGGUGACAACGUCACGCUGGGCAGCUCGCAGGGCAACGCCUCCUACCCAGGCUACGGCAAAGGGCCCUCCCCCACUACGGCCAUCCCGCCGCCGGCGCAGCAGGGACAGCAGCCGGCGCCGCUGCCGCUGCAGCAGCAGACGGGAUCGCCCAUCUACAGCAAUUCCCCCUAUGUCGGUCCGGUGGCGACGGCCGCGACGGGUCGGAUGUCGCCGGUCCAGUACCGCGCGAGCGGACGCGUGUCACCGUACCGCGUCAUGGUGGCCACGGGGCCGACCGGUGCGGCUCCUGCGCAGCGUCUUUCCCCGGUGUCGCCUUCCUCGGGCAUGAUGACGGGCUCGCCUACGCAGCAGACGCAGGGCCGCAUCUCGCCGGUGCGCCGCAAUAACCCGUACGCGCUGUCGCCCAGCACCAACACACUUAACUAG
Messenger RNA from Leptomonas pyrrhocoris, 2820 nucleotides. RefSeq lists its product as hypothetical. Gene Ontology annotation, molecular function: metal ion binding. The record is from RefSeq and is a predicted model, not a curated record. NCBI's taxonomy places the organism in Eukaryota, Euglenozoa, Kinetoplastea, Trypanosomatida, Trypanosomatidae. The transcript has a single exon. Bases 1360 to 2820 code for a protein of 486 amino acids.